AUGGACAAACGGACAACCAAAGGACAUAACUCUGGAUGGACAAACGGACAAGACAAGGGACAUAACUGUGGAUGGACAAACGGACAACCCAAAGGACAUAACUGUGGAUGGACAAACGGACAACCCAAAGGACAUAACUGUGGAUGGACAAACGGACAACCAAAAGGACAUAACUGUGGAUGGACAAACGGACAACCCAAAGGACAUAACUGUGGAUGGACAAACGGACAACCCAAAGGAAAUAACUGUGGAUGGACAAACGGACAAGACAAGGGACAUAUCUGUGGAUGGACAAACAGUCAAGACAAUGGACAUAACUGUGGAUGGAUAAAUGGACAAAACAAGGGACAUAACUGUGGAUGGACAAACGGACAACCCACAGGACAUAACUAUGGAUGGACAAACGGACAGACAAGGGACAUACCUGUGGAUAGACGUGCGGACAAGACAAGGGGCAUAACUGUGGAUGGACAAACGGACAAGCCAAAGGACAUAACUGUGGAUGGAUAA
Pecten maximus is the source of this 510-nucleotide messenger RNA. RefSeq names its product keratin-associated protein 21-1-like. The coding region runs from base 1 to 510 and encodes 169 amino acids. The record is from RefSeq and is a predicted model, not a curated record. NCBI's taxonomy places the organism in Eukaryota, Metazoa, Mollusca, Bivalvia, Pectinida, Pectinidae. The transcript has a single exon.